Penicillium alfredii is the source of this 348-nucleotide messenger RNA. RefSeq lists its product as uncharacterized. The record is from RefSeq and is a predicted model, not a curated record. Lineage: Eukaryota; Fungi; Ascomycota; Eurotiomycetes; Eurotiales; Aspergillaceae. The coding region runs from base 1 to 348 and encodes 115 amino acids. The transcript is spliced from 2 exons.
AUGUCGACCUCGGAAGCAGAGUUGAGGCAAAUCGAGGUACGCAAUAGCUACCGUCGCGUGCUGCAAGCCACCAUGGAGAUCAUCGAUAAUGCCGAAUCCGACGUGUGCGAGAAGGCAAGAAUUCUGCGACAACCCUUGUCCUUGGAUGAGAAAUCCAACUGCAAACCAUCCUUUUUUGGUCGGUACGAAGGGGGACUUGAGGAUUUGACGGACUCUGAGCGCCCAAACAGGGCGUAUAAUCCAGCCUUGGAGAAUUAUCGAAAUGUACGAUAUAGCUGGGGCAGUAUCAACUGGAUCUCUUCUAAACGGGAUUCUACUGGAAAGCUUCGGGCAUCGCCCUGCCUUUGA